This is a messenger RNA of Colletotrichum fioriniae, 1056 nucleotides long. RefSeq lists its product as uncharacterized. Gene Ontology annotation, molecular function: cutinase activity. NCBI's taxonomy places the organism in Eukaryota, Fungi, Ascomycota, Sordariomycetes, Glomerellales, Glomerellaceae. Gene Ontology annotation, cellular component: extracellular region. The record is from RefSeq and is a predicted model, not a curated record. Gene Ontology annotation, biological process: carbohydrate catabolic process.
AUGUUCUUCUUCCUCCGCGGAAGCACUCAACAGCCGAAUAUGGGACUGCAACCAGGUCCCCAACUCGCGGCGUACCUCCGCUCAACCCUAGGCGCGGACAAGAUUGCCAUCCAGGGCAUAGAGUACGCCGCAACGCUGCAAGACAACCUUUGCAUCAACAAUCAGCUGUGCCGGCCGCGCGAGGUCACCAGCGCGAGCACCCAGAUCCGCGAGUACAUGGACCAGUGCUCCGACUCUGAUGUCGUCGUCGGAGGGUACAGCCAAGGCGCUGCGAUGCUCUCCCGCGUAAUCUCGGACAGGCUUGGAUCGGAAUACAAGGACCGAAUCGUCGCCGCCGUGACGUUUGGCAACACCAUGCAGGUGUAUAACAAGAACACGAUACCCGGUCUGGCACCGGAAAGGGUGCAGAUGUUUUGCAACAAGUUUGACCCGGUCUGCCGCAACGGUCUGCCCCUCGGCGCUGUGAUGCCAGGCCACAGAGACUACCGCCCCUCCGCCAAACCCGCCGCCGAGUUCCUCGUCCAAAAACUCGCCGCCGCCAAGGGCUGGACCACCGUCCCCAUCGUCUCCGACAUUGACCUCUCCCAAUUCGCCGACGUGGGCUUCACUUUCCGAGAUAUCUACCGCGGCGCACCCGCCGGCAGCUCAACCUCCUUUAACGACGGCACCGAGCUCGCCAAGCUCGACAGCGUGCGCGUCGUCUCCAUCUUUGGCCGCGGCGCCGCGCGGGUCGACGCGCUCGGCGUCAAGAUGGACGGGCUCGACAAGGCGCAGGAGCACGGCGGCGGUGGAGGCAACUAUAAGGAGCUGACGCUGGAGGAGGGGGAGUACUGGGUCAUGACGGAGGUGUGCAACGGCCGGAAGAAGAAGAAGGACCGCGUCGGGUUCUUUAGGGCUUCGACUAGUUUGGGCCGGGUUCUGGAGGUUGGGACGAGGACGAAUGAUCGGUGUCUUACGUUUGUGCCGGGCGAGGGCCGCUCGUUUGUGGGUAUGCACGGAGAGUCUGGGGAGGAGGUGGACUCUGUUGGGUUUAUUGAGUAUCCCAAAUUAGACUAG